Molecule: messenger RNA, 2127 nt
Organism: Cuscuta campestris
Lineage: Eukaryota; Viridiplantae; Streptophyta; Magnoliopsida; Solanales; Convolvulaceae
Source: the annotation of a GenBank genome assembly
CUCACUCCAGAUUCAGACCUCGUCUUCUUCGAUUGAUAGGGUGAUAAACCCUAGUUUCGCAGGAAGAUAAGCGGCGACGAUCUGAGACCUCGAUCGGCAAUGGCGACUUCACUCUCCUACGAUGACGACGCCUACUCGGUGGCCAAACAUCCGCAUUCGGACGCCGCACCCAACUCAUACGACCCGAGCUUCGUACCCGACCCGGUGAAGUCGUUCGUGGGGCAUCUGUACAGGCAUAUCAGGGAGAAGAACGUGUACGAGAUCCACCAGAUGUGCGAGACUUCCUUCCAAAGCCUCAGUGAGCGCAUGUUCAAGGACACUCCCUGGCCCUCCGUCGACGCCGUCGCGCCUUACGUCGAUAACGACCAUGUUUUCUGCCUGCUUUACCGGGAAAUGUGGUUUCGCCACCUCUAUGCUCGGCUCUCCCCGACUCUCAAACAGCGCAUCGAUUCCUGGGACAAUUACUGCUCCUUAUUCCAGGUGGUGCUACAUGGAGUCGUAAACAUGCAACUGCCAAACAAGUGGUUGUGGGAUAUGAUAGAUGAAUUUGUAUACCAAUUUCAGUCUUUCUGCCAAUACCGUGCCAAGAUGCAGAACAAGACUGAGCAGGAGAUUGCAUUGCUGAAGCAGUAUGAUCAGGCAUGGAAUGUAUAUGGUGUGCUUAACUAUCUACAAGCGCUUGUUGAAAAGUCCACUAUUAUCCAAAUAUUGGAGAGGGAAAAAGAAGGACUUGAAGUGUUUACUUCGACUGAUGGAUAUGAUUACAACGGUGGAAGUAACGUCUUGAAGGUUUUGGGAUAUUUCAGUAUGAUCGGCCUGCUUAGGGUUCAUUGCUUGUUGGGUGAUUAUCAUACUGGCCUCAAGUGCGUACACCCCAUUGACAUAACACAACAAGGUGUAUAUGACACUGUAAUUGGAAGCUACAUUGCUAUAAUAUACCACUAUGGCUUUGCUAAUCUUAUGCUCAGGAGGUACGUGGAUGCCAUCCAAAAAUUCAACAACAUCCUUUUAUAUAUUUACAAAAAUAAGCAAGAGCACCAGAAAUCUUCUCAAUACGAGCAAAUACUAAAGAAGAAUGAGCAGAUGUAUGCCUUACUAGCAAUCUGUUUGUGUCUUUGCCCUCAAAUGAAGACUGUAGAGGAGACUGUGAACUCUCAGUUAAGGGAGAAAUAUGGGGACAAGAUGAUGAAAAUGCAAAGAUAUGAUGAUGAGUCAUUUACUCUCUAUGAUGAACUCUUCUCGUAUGCAUGCCCUAAGUUCAUUACUCCUGCUGCCCCAAGUUUCGAAGAGCCUCUUGUAAAUUACAACCAGGAUGCUUAUAGGCUGCAAUUGAAGUUAUUUCUGUACGAAGUGAAGCAGCAGCAAUUGUUGUCAGGUGUCAGGACCUACCUCAAAGUAUAUUCUACUAUUUCCUUAGGAAAACUUGCAAAUUACAUGCAAGUUGAUGAAGCUACUUUGAGGACAAUUCUGAUGACAUACAAACACAAAACGCACUCUGUUGACUCUGAAGGAAAAAUAUUCUCCAAUGCCGACCUAGAUUUCUUUAUUGAUGACGAAAUGAUUCAUGUCGUAGAAUCCAAACCAUCUAAGCAAUAUGGGGAUUUCUUCUUGCAUCAGAUUGUCCAGCUGGAAAACAUGAUGACCAAAAUUGACAGGAUUAUUCUGGAGUAACUUAUUUCUCAUGUGAGUCUUUUUUUUUGAGGGGGGGGGGGUGGGGGAGGGGGUCAAGCACUGUAGCUGGAUGAGAUUAUGUUUUACUAUUAUUUUUAAACCUUGAAAUGGGAGUGAAGUCCAGAAAGUUGGUAGGUGAAAGCCUUCCCCAUUUUUCUACUUACAAUGUGGUGAUUAGAGAUAGUAAUUUUUGUGAUAUGUUUACCUAUAUUAGCCUCUGUUGGUUCUUUUAUUUGUAGAAAUUGUAUUGUUAUUGACUACCUGUCCCACAAAACUUUCUCAGUAAUUAUUCACAUGGUCAAAUUUAAUUAUUUUUUUUGCCUAUUUUUGUUUGUUACUCAAAUAUAUACAAUUUUUGUUUUUAAAUUUUACCUAUGACAAAAAUUACUUUUAGGUCGAUUUCAUUGUAAUAAUUUUCAGGUCUCACAUUAUUUGAAAUAUAGUUAGGGGCACCUU